This is a messenger RNA of Cynoglossus semilaevis (tongue sole), 3253 nucleotides long. RefSeq names its product MDM4 regulator of p53 (gene mdm4). Gene Ontology annotation, cellular component: nucleus. The record is from RefSeq and is a predicted model, not a curated record. Bases 230 to 1717 code for a protein of 495 amino acids. The transcript has 11 exons. Lineage: Eukaryota; Metazoa; Chordata; Actinopteri; Pleuronectiformes; Cynoglossidae. Gene Ontology annotation, biological process: cell cycle; negative regulation of apoptotic process; protein ubiquitination. Gene Ontology annotation, molecular function: p53 binding; ubiquitin protein ligase activity.
GUUCAGAGAGGUGUAGUAUUGUGGAGUUGUGCAUCCGGAACUUUAGCAGUAUUCGUGGUUUUGAAUUUGCAUUUGAGUAACCUGUUAAUUAUAGUUAGCUACUGUUGUGACUUUAUCGACAAUUUAUCUAUUUGUAAGAUGGACUUAAUUAUUAAGGCAACACCGCGUCUUUGGGGCAAUGUAGCGGCGGCGUAGGAAUGUCAGCUCAGCACGAUUUCUCUUGUUUAUCAUGACCUCACUGUCAGCCCAGGCUCCGGCAUCAAGCUCAUGCAGGACUCUGCCUGGAGAGGGAAAUCAGGUACAACCAAAGGCCCCUCUCCUACAAAUCCUGCGUGUUGCUGGAGCACAUGAAGAAGUCUUCACACUCAAAGAGGUGAUGCACUACCUGGGUCAGUACAUCAUGGGGAAGCAACUGUACGACAAACAGAGGCAGCACAUAGUCCACUGCCAGGACGACCCCUUAGGAGAACUUCUGGAAGUGGAAAGCUUCUCUGUUAAAAACCCAAGCCCAGUCUAUGAAAUGCUUAAGAAGUACCUGGUUGUGCCUGGUUGCACUGACGCUGCAGAGAAUCUGUCUGUGGGCCGUGAGUGUGUAGAGGGCGGAGUGGAAGACCGUGGUCAGAAAUGUGGAGGUGUGGUUAAAGCAGGAGUAGAGUCAGGCUGUGACGUGCCUCUCCUGCAGACCCCCUCCCAGAGACGACCGCGAGAGCCAGACGAUGAUUCCAUUGAAGGCCUGACGCGGUCUGCAUGCAAACGCCCCAAACUAGAUGUCACUCUGGAUGAUUGGGAUCUCUCCGGUCUGCCCUGGUGGUUCCUGGGAAAUUUGCGAAGUAACUACAGCCGCAGAAGCAACGGCUCCACUGACAUCCACACAAACCAACUGUCUCCUGCACAGGAGGAGGACACAGCCAUCGUUUCUGAUACCACUGAUGACCUGUGGUUCUUGACUGAGGGUGAGAGUGAACAGGUGAGCGUGGUGAUGAAAGAGGCGGCGCUAGAGGAGGGGUGCGGGGCCGAGAGGGAAGCAUCGCCCGAGGAUGAUGAUGGAGGAGGGAGAGACGAGAAGGCUGACCGAGAGAUGCAGGAGGAGCCAGACGAAGACUCCCAGUGUUUGAGUGAUGACACAGAUAUAGAGAUCUCCACACAGGAUGCAUGGCAGUGCACUGAGUGCAGGAAGUACAACACACCUCUACAGAGGUACUGUGUUCGAUGCUGGGCCCUGCGCAAAAACUGGUACAAAGAUAUCCCCCGACUUGCCCAUUCCCUUUCUGUUCCUGACAUCCCGGCGUGCAGUUCCCUCACCACCCACGAUGAGGACGACGACAGCGAUGCUGGCAUUGACGUCCCAGACUGCAGCAGGACGGUGUCUGACCCUGUCAUCCUUCCCUCUCACUCCAAUGCAGAUCGGCCGCUGCCCACCAUGUCAGCAGGGAGGAGUCAGGGGCCUCGGCCCUCAGCCUUCCUCAAGGCUGAUCUGCAUUCAGGAGUUGAGAGUCAGGAAGACCUGGGCAUGGAGGUAGAGGAAGUCAGGCCCGAGGCUCUGUUAGAGCCCUGUAAGCUCUGCCGAGUGCGACCCCGCAAUGGAAACAUAAUACAUGGACGCACAGCUCACCUGCUAACAUGCUUCCCAUGUGCAAGGAGGCUGCAUAAGUUCCAAGCCCCUUGUCCAGGAUGUGGGAAGAUCAUACAAAAUGUUAUUAAGAUAUUUAUCCUUUAAAAAUGUCCCUCCCUCCUUUACAUUCAUUCACUACAGUCUGGUUGAGGUCUUUACUGUAGACAAAAACACACAUAUUUGACGAUACAGUUGCAUGCACCUUACACUUAAGGCUACAUCGAUACAAAGAUAGCACUUGGUGACACUUUCUCUGUCGUGUAAGUUAAUUUGCGUCACACUGCCUCCUGAAACUUUUCCACACUCAGUCAGACAUGUUUAUUAUUUGGGUGCCACAUUCAAAUACUAUACGCAAUGCACAGCUAUUUGGAAAAGAUUACUAGACUUGAUGAAGGCUUUUCUUUAAAGACUGCAUUUUCUCCUGGGUUUUUCCAUUGCAGUUCAAAGACCCAUGUUCACUUUCACUUGUAGGUGUGGGGUCUCUGACCACAUGAUUGAAGGACAACUGAGCUGUUUGUAACACAACUGGUCACCUCGUCCACAUGAACACAUCAAACAGUGCUUUUUCUUUACAAACCUCUUCAUCUCAGAAACAGUGAAUGUGACGUAGUAGGAAACAAAUGUGAUCCAAUGAUGGCCUGUUUUACCUGACAUAGUAUUAUAUAAAAAAUGCAGAAUCAAACCUAUAACCUGCUUGAGAAUGCGCAGCUAAAGUAUUUACUGUAGUUUUUCCUUAAAGUGGUAAUUUGAUGUUAAAAUGUAUUCAAUAUACUCUCAAAACGUGGACAAAUUUGUCUGCAGUAAUUUAUGUUCUAAUUGCCAAUUAAUGUUGAAAUGGUAUCAUACUGAAACAAUGCUUCUCUAUCCUUGGUGGUCUUAUAAUGAAAAAUAUUCUGUAUAUCUAGUGUUUAAUUUAUUUCUCAGUCAGAUUAGUUUUUGUUGUUUACGUGGAAUGAAUCAGAAUAAUGUGGCACUUGUUAAAGUUCCCAAGUUGUGAACAUUUUCAACAAAUUGAUUUCUGAAAUGUGGACUUUUUCAGGCAAAAGAAAACGUAAGAGGUGAUUACUGCAGUACUUAGGAGGAGGGUAUUUAAUUUAAGCAUUUCACUGCCAAUGAAUGACUUAUUUGUAUAUAAUAGUUUAUUUUAAUUGAUCUGCAUUAUUUGAAGAGUUUAGUUACGAUUUAACAGAUGAAGACCAACGGUGACGUGUAACACCUUUUCUUUUCUUUUUUUUGAUGAUAUCGUUCUGUUGUUCUCUGCUCUUAACUUGUGCUUAAUCUGCCAGCAGAUGGAGAAAAGACUCGACGUUGUGUCUGGUGCACAGUGAAGCUGUACAAUACCACUGACGACAUGUAAUGCUUGUGUAGAGCAUGCCUCCUGUUGUGACCCACACCAGCACUGAGCUGUUGUGAGAGCUGUAUCAGCUGUAUAAAAGUUAUUCCAAAAUGAACACGUUGUAUUUAUCUUCUCUGCGCCGCCUUAAACGAACCUCCCGUGGACACGCGUACCACCGAUAAUAAUCCACAUUGACGACAACAAUGAUGGAAAAAUGUGAUUGAAGAAAGUGCCGCUAAAGUUUAAUGGUUUUGUACAAUAUCCGAAUAAAAACGGUCUGCUGCGUCCAAUAAAAGUUGGAAGAU